AUCAUGCUGGCCAUCAUCACCAAGAUGACCCUCACCCAGGUCUCCACCUGGUUCGCCAACGCCCGCCGGCGGCUCAAGAAGGAGAACAAGGUGACCUGGGGCUCCAGGAGUAAGGACCAAGAAGAUGCAAACCUCUUCGGGAGUGACAAUGAAGGGGAUCCCGAGAAGAACGAAGACGAUGAGGAAAUCGACCUGGAGAGCAUAGACAUAGAUAAAAUCGACGAGAACGAUGGGGAGCAGAGCAACGAGGAAGAGGAGGAGAAGCCAGAACUCCUGAGACAAAGCAGUGAAGAGGAGCAUUUGGAAAAGGAAAAGGAUUUGGCACUGUCAGGGUCUGAAGGGCUGAAACCCAAAGAUGCACUGGCCAUGGUGAAGGAGGCCUCUGACAACAGCACGCGAAUCAUCAGUCCUGGGGGACCAAACAAUUUACAGAUGCCAUCUCACAGCAAACCUAAGAUUUGGUCUUUGGCAGAGACAGCAACCAGCCCUGAUGGUGCCCUGAAAUCUUCUCCCCCUCCACCGCCUCCUCCCCAGGUUAACCACACUUCCCCACAGAUCCAGCACCCCGCUUUUCUCCCUAGUCAUGGACUCUACACGUGCCAGAUUGGCAAAUUUCACAACUGGACAAAUGGGGCUUUCCUCACUCAGAGUUCCCUGCUAAACGUGAGGUCCUUUUUGGGAGUAAAUCACCACCACACUGCUCAUCACAAUCACCACCUCCAGGCCCAGCAACAACCUUCUGUUUUAACAGCAACGCUGGGAGCCCUAAGCAGUGAAAAACCUUCAGAGAGGACCAGUCCCAAACACAUAGAAAAUGUACCAAGAACCGAAUCCCCACCUCAGCCGUUAAAAUCGCCCUUCCAGCCUGUCCGUGACAACUCUUUGGCUCAGCAAGAGGGAACACCGAGAAUUUUAACAGCUCUCCCAUCCGCUUGAUUAAAUGGUUUGGUGAAAAAAUAUUACAGAGACUGGUAUUAAGGACAGAGGAAAAAAAAAAAAAAAAAAAAAAGAAAGCGAUAUAAACGACUCCCAUCAAUCUCUUUUUGCAAUAAGGUGGUGCAAAUCCAUAAAAGCGAUUACACAAAUCUGUAGAUGGAUCCCCUUCGUCAUUGUACCAUUUCAGAUCGUGUUAUUCUAACCAUUCUUGGAUUAUUUGUUUGGUAAAUGUUUCCCAUGUGUUUGUGUUUUUUCUGUAUAUAGAGUGAUUUCAGAUUGUAAAUAGCGCGUCAGCAAAACUUGUCUAAAUCAUAUAUUUUUGUCUAAUAAACUAAAUGAAAUUAUGAG
This is a messenger RNA of Antrostomus carolinensis (chuck-will's-widow), 1284 nucleotides long. It is a transcript of the gene IRX1, whose product is annotated as iroquois homeobox 1. Gene Ontology annotation, biological process: neuron differentiation; cell development; regulation of transcription by RNA polymerase II. Gene Ontology annotation, cellular component: nucleus. The transcript has 3 exons. Lineage: Eukaryota; Metazoa; Chordata; Aves; Caprimulgiformes; Caprimulgidae. The coding region runs from base 4 to 936 and encodes 310 amino acids. The record is from RefSeq and is a predicted model, not a curated record. Gene Ontology annotation, molecular function: DNA-binding transcription factor activity, RNA polymerase II-specific; RNA polymerase II cis-regulatory region sequence-specific DNA binding.